Molecule: messenger RNA, 10548 nt
Organism: Bombus huntii
Lineage: Eukaryota; Metazoa; Arthropoda; Insecta; Hymenoptera; Apidae
Gene: Smr
Exons: 19
Coding region: 2561-9910 (2449 amino acids)
Biological process (GO): regulation of transcription by RNA polymerase II
Source: RefSeq, a predicted model, not a curated record
GAAGAGAAAUGUGUGUGGUGAAACUAACCGAUACAUUCCCCGGUCGUGUUGAACGCUCCUCGACGGAGUGUAAGAAACUCUUAAAUAACUAGUGAUCGACGAAAAGAAAUGUUGGUGUAGAAGAAAAUAUUGCCUAAACGUAGUCUCUCAGUUCCCAAACAAGUCUUGUCGCCGUUUACGCAUAUUUUAACCUGUGUUCUAAGAUUUUCAAGAAUAACGUGUUUAAGUGGUGCUCCAUGGUGUUUAGAAGUUACCGACCGAGUGUAUUACUUCUAUUUUCUGGCUACCUGCGUAUUUAGAUUCGUGUACUCGUGUUUCUUUUUGCCUGCAACGAUUUUUAAAAAAGUGUCGUCUCAACGAACUUCUGUGUGUUUUCGUGAUAUAUCGCAACACAAGUGUUCCCCGCAAAGUUCUUUCCUUUGAUACACGAGAUUCACAUUUUAUAAUGAUGUCCCGGAGCAGUGGUGAGAGUGCUGAAGAGUAUUCAAGAUCCUGAAAUAGCGAAUCUAAUAAUAGGCGAUAUCUUAUUCCGACCACUUUUCGUGUGAACUUGAAGAGAUAACAACGUGCAGCGUGUGAUUAAUUAACGAACAAAAUCAAAUACUGCCGGGGAUAUUGCCGUUGCUGCCAUUAUCACCGCUACAGAGAUUCAAGAACGAGUGGAUGUCUAAAGAUGAAAUGUCCCUAUAUGCCAAGUAAUUCAUCCACCAAAUUAAAAGCCGUGGUUAAACAUUAAGAAGAGGAAGAGAACAAAAUUAUUAACUCCAAGAGUACAAAAAAAAAAAAAACUAAGAAACGAAUGGAAACGAAACGAAGGAAGUACACAGAAGAAACAAAAGAAGAAUAGCGUUAGUGGUGGAAAGAAAGGAUCGAAUGGCAUAAACUUUAAGAAGAAAACAACAUCGAUUCGGAUAUCUUUGAUGCAACCAGUUGUCGUCAGUUGCUGUAUGCGCUGAAACUGUGCGCGUAUAUGUUUCUCGUUCUACCAUCUUGAAAGUCAUCCAAUUUCUUUCUCUUGGUAGCGCGCUGGGUCACGUGUACCGGAAGCGUGCACGGUGCGUGCAUCGUACACGCACUGUGCUAGGCUACUAUGAAACGAAGGAACAUCGGGUCGAAAGGAAAACCAACAAAACAACACGAUAAUAGCAGACGAUAGAAGAACUGCAUAAUGAAAGCGAGUUUGACGAUAAAUUUGUUUUAUUGCGGGAGUGAUAACGGAUGGUGUAGCAGCAGUAGUAGCGGUAGCAGCAGUAGGAACGACAACCCCGAAAUAAAUACAGAUGACACUACUGGCAGUAAGCAAAAAGGAAAUGACAAUGGUUUUAACAGCAACGAUGAACCGCGAGUGGAAUAUAGUGUGGAAGUUGUUAAGUGUGAGCCACGUGGCAACAGUGAUGAUGAGAUUGUCGAGCAGUUGUAUUUCAGCGAGGUGUACUCACACUGAUUUGUGAGUACUAGUAGAGAAAGAGAAAGCGGGAGACAGAGAGAUAGAAGCCACCAAGACUCUCGUGGAGAGCGGGGCACUGAAAGAUAUGCGGACCUUUGUGCGAACAGCUGAACCGGAAGUUGUGAGAACAAGUGGAGUGCAACGCGCUCCGCCUAAUCGGUGAUAGGGUCAGUCGGUUAAAAGAAGACAAAAUUGGCAUUCGCAGCGACGGCAACGCGGCAUCUUUCACAAUUACCUUUUUCUCUCAUCCCUUCCCUCUUUUUCUUGUUUCGUUUCGUUUCACCUCGUUUCCUUUCUCUCUCUCUCUUUUUCUCGAAACUCUUUGACUCGACUCUCACUCAUUUAUUUUAUAUAUGUAUAUACUGUUCUACUCUCUGUUGAUUACCGAAAAGUCUCACCUUUUUAUUUCUCGAUCGAGUAACAUUCGUUAAGUAUAUAUCGUAUAAUGGUGACACACGCAAUUAAAACGUUGGAAGGAUAAUGCAAAUGAAAAUUCGUCGUAUAGAAGCCGCGUCGCGUUCCCCCACAAUAAUGAAGAAAUCGUCGCUGGAGCAACAGCGCAAGAAAGAAAUUUGAAAAGUCAGUUAAGUUGUGUUACGAGUGUACGAAACCGAGUGGCGUGGAACGCAUGAAAGUGUAUGUAAGCUAACACAGGAAGAGAAAGAGAGAGAAACAACGAGCGAACAACAGAGAAGAAGGAAGAGGUGGCGAGAAAGAAAAAGAAACAAAACGUCACACGAAGAAAUGAAGACAGUGUGAGUACCAGUGGAAGAAAGGGGAAAUGAUAAAGAAAAAGAAAGAGUUUACGAAGGGAAUAGCUUAGUGAGAAUAGAAGCAAAAAGUUCGCGCGACGUACAGUAUAAUGUGGAGUAGCGUGUUUCGCAAAAGUUUUUAAAAAGUCGAUAUAGAAUUUAUAAAUAGAUCGGUUGGUAUACUCACAUAUGUGCACGCGUACGCAUGUGUGCGUGAUUACGCGCGCACAUGUACGUGAUUUGCACUCGAGACUGAAGCGGUGAAUUAUUCUCGCACGGAUUGACUACUCGUGGGGGAAAUUUGAGAUCCGGCUUACCUUCCACAGCUGACGUCAUUACCGUACACAAUGCGCUAGGGGUGAUGGAGACAGUGAGCAAGCAAGUCCAAGUAGUGAGCGGACUGGGGGUGGGGGGUCCGGUGGGCCCGGUGGGUCCAGUGGGGGCCGAUUUGCAUCACCAUCAUCAUCCUCACCCCCACUCUCAUCCUCCACACCCACAUGCCCACCCCCACGGUCAUCCUCACGGACCCCAUGGCCACUCACUGGUCGGCGUAACGUCGACCCCUGGCAGAGGUCAGACACAACCACCGGUCUCGCAUAACCAGCAUUUACCCGCGAGAUCUACUCCGGUACAGCUACAUAGGCCGACGCAGAGUUAUGUCAACAUCAAGAGCAGCAGCCCUGUAUCUCCAAGAACUAUAGGAACAGGAGUGACGUAUGUGCAGGGCGGUGCGGCUUCAUCUUCAGCAGCAGCAGCGGGGACAGUCGGAAGUGGAAGUGGCGGAGGUCCUUCAAUCGGUGGCAGCGGUAGCGGUGGAGGAGGCGGUGGUGUUAGCAACGCCGGUGGCGCGAACAGCGGUACAGGAGUCGUCGGGGCUGGAGCUGGUUCCGUUGGAAACGUAGCACCAGCCGGAAAUGGUAACAACAACGGUACCAAUAACAGCGCCGGUGCGGGGAGCAAUAGUGGCGGAAACAGCGGUACAGUGGGUGGUGCACCAGGAGGUUACGUUGCUGUGCCCAUGGCUGGUAGCCUGCGGUAUAUCCAUCCGUACCCGUCGACGCCUACGUCGGCGUCGGUGCCGGCUGUAGCGACGAUGGUCACAUCGGCCUCGUCGGCACCGACUCCAAUACCCGUUCCAGCACCCGCAGCUGCACCUGUCAAUCCACCUACUGUUAGUCAAACACCACCACCAUCGCUUUCGGGAACGUAUGCCACAAGAGAUGGUGGAUAUCGCGGCGCCACCACGAAUGUGAACGAGAGGAUUGCCAUUAGCGUGAGCAGUAGUCCCCUGUCGCAAAUAGGAGUCGGUGUUGGAGUAGUUGCAGCCGAAUAUGCGGCGAAUAGCGGUAUAGGUAGUGGUAUGGCUGGUGGAAGAGGGGACAGACCGAGGAUAUCUCUUUUACCACCUGCUUCGGUGACACCAACACCUUCACCAACAGCACCAGAUUAUCAGCACGUGUCCAGUGCAAGAAAUUCACGAAUAGCCCUGAUGCCCGUCCAGCCGGAUCAGUAUUGCAAUCGUACGGCCGUUGAAAUGGCCAAUAUGCAGGAGGCGCCGCCCUUCAAGAAGAUACGCCUCAGCCAACCGACUCAGAUUCAAUUGCAGUCCCAAUCGCAAUCUCGCUGUCAUAGUUUGUCACCCGCUGACCCGUGCGUUAAGCAGGAGCACGUGGUGCAGUUACAGCAACCACUUAGGAUAGACACUAGGCAGCCGGCAACAGAAGCGUAUACACCCCAAACUGAAGCGAUUUCACCUACGCUUCCGGAACCGAAUACGCAAGAAGAUGCGCAGUUCAGAAGCACCAAGGAUGAUCUUCUACAGCAAAUCUCCAAGGUUGAUAGAGAAAUUGCAAAAAGGGAGUCUCAGAUAAAUAAGCUUCGGAAAAAGUUAAAGGAAUUGGAAGAGACAGCUAAUAAACCUCUAGAAGCUAGUGGACUUAAACGACAGGUUGAGGAGCAGUCUCAGCAACCAAAGCAUCAGUCUUUGGCACAAAAAAUUUAUGCUGAGAAUAGGAGGAAGGCAGAAGAAGCUCAUAGACUUUUAGAGAGGCUAGGUCCAAAAGUGGAACUACCUUUAUACAAUCAGCCAUCAGAUACAAGCGUGUAUCAAGAAAAUCGAACAAAACAUCAAACGUGUAUGAGAGCAAGGCUUAUAGCGAGGCUUCGACGAGAACACGCUGAACGCGCAUCUCUCCAUCGACAACAGUCACAAACGUAUGCUAUUUUGGUACAGGAGUGGCAUCGUAAAGUAGAGCGAUUGGAAGCAACGCAGAAAAGGAAGUCAAAAGAAGCGAAGAAUCGCGAAUUCUUCGAGAAAGUGUUUCCAGAAUUGCGGAAACAAAGGGAAGACAAAGAGCGUUUUAAUAGAGUCGGUGCACGUAUCAAGAGUGAAGCUGAUUUGGAGGAAAUUAUGGACGGCCUUCAAGAACAAGAGAUGGAAGAUAAAAAGAUGCGUUCGUACGCAGUAAUACCUCCAUUAUUGUUGGAUACAAAGCAGAGACGAAUCGCAUUUCAAAAUCGAAAUGGUCUUCUUCAGCCGGAAGAAUUAGAGGCUCUUCACAGUGAACGAAAGUUAAUCAACGUAUGGAGUUCUGUGGAGCACGAAUUGUUUAAAGAAAAAUAUCUACAACAUCCUAAGAACUUUGGAACGAUAGCUCAAUCUUUAGAACAUAAGUCCGUUCCAGAUUGCGUGCAUCAUUACUACCUCACUAAAAAAGCAGAAAAUUAUAAGCAGCUCUUGCGAAAAUCGCGGCAACGAACACGUAGCUCUCGAAAUAAUCCUAAUAAUAAAGUAAAUAAUAGCAGUUCAAGUAUUGGAAAUCUAGACAUUUUAACUACAGGUGUGACAACAAGGUUGCAACGUGAGCAACAGCAAAAAACACAAGAGAAUCCUCAAAAUAGUUCAGCAGGGACAUCAAGUACAACGACGAUGACGACGACGAUGACGACGACGACGACUACGGCUACGUCAAGUGUAUCAACUGCUGUUGCAACAACGAUAGCGACCACUUCGACGACUCCUUUAAAUUCAUCAACGUCGAGUAUAUGUUUAACGACGGACUCUGUAAUAGCAUCAACGACAGCUACAACGACAUCCGUGUUGAGCACCACGACAUCGUCUGUCGCGACGUUGUCGACGACAACAAGCGCGAAGGACAAUAGGGAAAUCAAUAAAGAAAACAAAGAAAGUAAAAUGGAAGCGAAGGAGUCGCACCUUAUUAAAGUCGAAGUGAAAGAGGAGCCUCAAUUAAGUUCUGAAACGGUGUCCGGAAAGGACGUCAAAGUAAUGGAAGCAAACAACAGCGAUGGUGGAAGCGUGGUAACCGCGAGCAGGAUAAAAGAAAAGAAGAAAGAUAGUCAUGCCAACCCUAUGGAAACCAGCGACGAGGAAGCCCAACCGAUGGACACCAUUGAAGGUGGCAGACAAAUCGGUCCGCACGCCUGCACAGUUUGUCAAAACAUCGUGGAAGGAAAUACGCAGAGCAGAGCAUUGCCACGAAGUCAAGCGUCACAGUAUGGACUACGAGAAGAUCAAGUAGCACCUGGUGCACGCGUGUGCAAUACCUGUAGAUGCAAGGCCGUCAGAGGACGGUACACUGCGUGCCCAUUGCCCGGUUGCCCAAAUCUGAACAACGCUAGCUCGAAAACGAGGGUGAAGAGGUUGCGAGCUUUACCUGCCAAAUGGCUCGAUUUACCUGCUGAAAUUCGCGAUCCAAUUAUUCAAGAGUUUCAAAUACCAAGUAGCGCGACGAAAUGUUGCUCGGCCUGUUUCAAUCGUAUAUCUCGUCGAUUGGCACCGCAUCUAACCGGUGGUACUGAAGUGCCCGAGGGCUCAGCCGAUUCCCUUGCUCGACAAUGGACGGAUGAGGAACUGGAACAACUAAGGAGAGCCCUUCGAGAGCACGGUACCAACUGGGUGAAGGUUGCCGAGCAAAUAUCUGGAAAGACGAACCAUCAAUGCAAAAAUUAUUAUUUUGCCUAUCGAAAGAAGCUAAGUUUAGACCAGGUUGUAGCAGAAUAUUAUCAGUCAUUGGGCGAAGAGAGAAGACCUUGUUUAACGGACGAAGAAGAAAGUGGUAGCAGUACGAGUAGCUGUGACGAGUUGGCGGUCCAUGAUUCGAGCGAUACAGCCAGUGCAGGUAGUCCAGCGAACAAUUUGUCCAGUGGAACACCAGGUACACCGGGUGCCACGGCAUCCUCGAAUCUGCCAAUAUCCUAUUCGCGAUCGACAGACCAGAAGCUUGGUGACAAGUUAGUAGCGGAUAUCGCUGUGGUAUCAUUGGUACCUCCGGUGAGCAUAGGCCCAUCGCAACAGUCUUCCACCAGUGGAAGUAGCAAUGCUGCUUCGGCUGGCACUAGAGAAGAUUAUGAUAGUUCUGCCACGGAGACAGCGGACGAAGGUCAGGGAGGUACCGAUCUAGAAAAUAACAGCGUAGUCGUUACGUUAACAACUGCCAAUAAUUCCACGACGCUGCAACAACAGCACCAGCAGUCGCAUCAACAGGUGCCACCACCUUCACACUCACCACCAUCCACUACCAGCAACUCCAAUCCUCUCACCGUGAAGGAUCUUAUGCUUGGCGUUAUUGAGAUGCAACUGAAACGUAAUCCUAACAGUCCAGCUGGUACCGGUGGUUCGUCGAUACCAGUCAACUCUGGAACACCAACGAUAUCGAGUAUAUUAAAAACGGAUCAUAGGAACGAUAUCACCUUUGUAAGAGAAUAUAAACCGUCGGUCACUAUGGCAAACGCUAGUAUGCCAAGGGACUCGAAUUUGGCUACUUUGUCGGUGGUAUCUGGUCCUCACCAUGGACACCGAUCUGCUCCUAGUCCUCAGCAAAUUGGUCAAAUGCAAGCAACUAUUACUCCCUGUCCACCGGCGCCAUCGAGCAGUCAGUCAUCGACAUCGGAUAUACUUCCAAAGGAAGGAUUAGUCGUGAUGCAAGUACAACAGGCACUACGGGAAAGCACCGAGGGCACCCUAGAUCUGAGUAUCAAGAAACCAAGGCAGCAACAAGAAUACAAUCAUUCCCUACAAACGCUUCACAAACCACCAACCGUUACACUCUACCGGCCAGAACCUCCACCAGGAGCUUACUAUCAUCCUCACGCUCACCCAGAACAAGGACGCGGCGCGAAAAGUCCUCUGGUAUAUGCGUCGUCACCACGACCUCAAGCACCUCUUACACCUAAGAUGAAUAAAGUCUCGGUCCCACCGCCGCAUCCUAAAUUAUCACCCAAGUUGGGCGCGAUAGGGACAACGAGCCACAAAAGUGGUUCCAUUACACAUGGUACUCCAGUGUCCACUGCACGUUACGAGGGUCUUCUUAGACAAAUGACUCCUCCAGGAAACCCUGGUAACGCCUCUGGAACGCCCAGCGUGCCCAGUGGCGCCAAUGCAGUGAACGCUCCCAGCAAUCAAGGACCUAAAGAAACGGGAUCCAUAACUCAAGGGACACCUGUUCAUCCUUUCGCGGUGGAUAAGCGCGCGCCAAUGUACGAUUAUCACCGCACCAUUAGACACUCACCUGUAACGACCGGCAAUAUUCCUGGCCAAGGUCAGGCCCAACCCGGAACGGCAGCAGUGGUAGUGACCCAUAGCAAUCAGUAUAAUUCUUAUUCGGGACGACCACCUCCUAGUUACAGCAUGGAACAACAGCUAUCUUCGAGACAGAUAAUCAUGAACGAUUACAUAACCAGUCAACAGAUGCAUGCGCGUAGUCGAAGCGUUGGUACGUCUGAAGGUAGUAGUAAAAACGAAGCACCAUCUACGUUGUACUAUACCAGCACACCUCCGCCACAGACCCACACGCAGCCUCGACAGGGUGUGAUACAGAGGCAUAACCCACAAAAACAGAUCCAUUUUCCGCCGCCACCGGGACUGGAGGCGUUCUCCAGUUUGGUGGAUGUUGCUGUACAACAACCAAGUCUUCCGGUUCCCCAUCCUCAUGGACAUCCUGCAUCUGGUACCAGCAGUCACGAAGGUCUUGGUAAGACCAUGGCAGAUAGAUUGUUGGCUGAUCGUUAUGGGGAUAAGCAUCGUCUAGCCAUGCAUCAAGAUCAUAGAAUGACUGUAGCUCAUCAUCAUCAGCGUGACAGAGAAAGAGAACGAGAUCUGGUUCACUUGCGCGAGAAGGAAGAAUAUAGACUACAAAGAGAGAAAGAAAUUCAACAGGAACACAGAUUGGCUCAGCAGAGGGAGAAAGAUGUGCAACAUGCUGAACACAGGCUAUCGAUACAGCAACGAGAGAAAGAUAUGCAGCAUACUGAACACCGUCUUGCCGUCCAUCAACAAAGAGAGAAAGAGAUUCAUCAGCAAAUGGCAGCAGCUGCUGCUCAACGUGAGAAAGAACAUCAAGAGCAUCGUUUGGCUGUGCAACAGCAAAGGGAGAGAGAUUUGGUACAUUUACAGCAGCAACAGCAACAGCAACAGCAGCAGCUACAACAGCAUAUUCAACAACAACAGAGGAUGGAAGCUGAAAGACGACACAUGGCUCAGCUGUACAGAGAUCAACAGCAGCAACAGCUUGAUAGGGACAGCAGAUUAAUAAGUACUGGGUUUACUCAAUCCUCGAGACUUCAGCAACCACAACAAUCCCAACAACAACAACAACAACAACAGCAAUCAUCCUCUAGACAAAACCAGUCCUCCAAUCAGCAGCAAAACGAGUCAGCAUCUACGUUAACUGCUGCCAGUUUGAUAGAUGCUAUUAUAACACACCAAAUUAAUCAGAGUGUCGAGAACACUGGUGGAAAUUCUCAACCGCAGCGACCUGGUGAUCGUCUUUUCCAGAAAACUUUUCAGGGAUUUCACCGGGAAGCCCCAGUAGAACCAAAUGGGAUGGCUCAUAGUCCUGCCGGCGAGGGGAAUGGUGGCAACAACGGAGCUGGGAGCGCAGGUGGCACUGGAAGUGGAAAUAAACCGAUCACUCUUGGAGAACACGUUGACCAUAUUGUUUCUAAAGAUUAUGGUCCACCACAUUCCUCAUAUCGAUCGUACAGCGGGUAUCAAAUCUCGGAAGAUCAGUGGAAGAGGCGAAAAACUAGCGAACCCGAUUCCGUUAAAGCCGGAGACGAGCGUCAGAUAAUUCGAGUCACGCAGCAACAAUCACAACAGCAGCAGCAACAGCAACAGCAGCAACAGCAGCAUCAACAUCAACACCAACACCAACACCAGCAUCAGCAACCAGCAUCGUCAGUAGGAAAACAAUUCCACUCGGUCGAACCAGUUUCGCCACCAGAACCAGGUACCAAUCAUUACGGUCGUCGCCUGUAUGAAACAACCACUGCCACAUCAACUUCCGGAACUCCUUCCAAUAAGCCGCACCUUUCACCUUUGGAUUACGUUAAGAACAAGAUCGUUGAAGUGAUGCGUACAUCAGAGGACGACAAAGGAGGUAGCGUAGCUGACAGAAACGGAGGAAACGUAACGAGCGGAGAAAAGGACGACAAAAUCGGAGGGAACGUGGAAAGCCCCUCGAGUGGAGAAAUGAUGGUCGACGAGACUCCGAAUCAAACUCCUCAACCACCAGCACCGGCACCCACUACCACCUUUUAUCCAUUCAGCGCUUUAGGCGUUCACACUGGCCCGCCGCCAGCGCCACCACCCCCGACUUCCGGAUCAGCCUCUGUGACAAAAUCUGAGCAAAUGCAAGCCGAGCCGGCACCAUUGCUUUCUGCGCAGUACGAACCACUUUCUGACGAGGAUUGAUAGUCUAAUAAUUUAGGAACGUGUACAGCAAUCUGUACUGAUCGACGCUCUGAGAAUAUUCUUAGGGUAUUUAUGUGGUUUGUUUAUCCUGGAUGAAAAUCAUGUCCAGAGUUUGAUGAUGAAUGUUGAAUAUCUGACAAUUACCAAUAUCUUUUCUCGGGCGUUAGCCACUGCGUUCUAACUGGUCGUGUCCAAUAGUUCUUCUCAAAUGAUAAACAAGUCAAAGGACCUUUUCUCUUAUUUCGUUCCGUUUCGUUCCGUUUUUUCAUUUCCAUUCUCUUUUUUUCUUUUCCUUUUUUUUAACAUGAACUCUAUCAUAUUCCGCAAAUAGAGAUUAUAGUACGAUGUUUUUAUAUAUAUGAAUAGAGUUUAUUUUAUAAAUUUCAUAUUCCGUCAGUGUAUUCUUUUAGUCGAGGAUCGUUUCCGUACUCUCUGUGUACAUGUAAAUGCGGUUGUUUUACGGAAACGUUAUUAUUUUUUUAAUACUCGUCCCAACGCACGAGAAACGAUAACAGCGUAAUUUUAAUUAAUAAUUGAUAUUUUUUUACGCAUUACUUAUUCUCCGCGCUAAUCUGUACGUAAACGUUGUGUAUAAUUAUCAGCUAGAUUAAAUAUAAUUAUUUCUGUUUUCACCGCCA